Messenger RNA from Trichogramma pretiosum, 238 nucleotides. Its product is annotated as LYR motif-containing protein 9-like. NCBI's taxonomy places the organism in Eukaryota, Metazoa, Arthropoda, Insecta, Hymenoptera, Trichogrammatidae. The transcript is spliced from 2 exons. The record is from RefSeq and is a predicted model, not a curated record. The coding region runs from base 17 to 238 and encodes 73 amino acids.
GCCCGAAAACUUUGUAAUGGUCGUAACAAGCACAGUAUUGCUGAAGAAUUCACCCAAGUCGCUUUACAAGUAUCUGCUAAGGGAAUGUCAAAAAUUGCCCAAAGGUGCGGAUGAAUUUUACAAACACUCGGUUAAACAGAGUUUUAAACAACAUGUAGCUGAACUGGAUCCAGAAAGAAUUCAACAGAUUAUGGAAAAAGCUCUUCUGGAUGCUAAAUGGAUAAUGCAAAAAGUAUGA